Molecule: messenger RNA, 1038 nt
Organism: Brettanomyces bruxellensis
Lineage: Eukaryota; Fungi; Ascomycota; Pichiomycetes; Pichiales; Pichiaceae
Gene: FBP1
Product: Fructose-1,6-bisphosphatase
Exons: 1
Coding region: 1-1038 (345 amino acids)
Biological process (GO): gluconeogenesis; fructose 6-phosphate metabolic process; sucrose biosynthetic process
Cellular component (GO): cytosol; cytoplasm
Molecular function (GO): fructose 1,6-bisphosphate 1-phosphatase activity
Source: RefSeq, a predicted model, not a curated record
AUGUCUACAACUGUUGAUGGAUCCGCUAAGAAGCAAACAAAGAUCAAAACUGAUAUCAUCACCCUUACUCGAUUUAUAUUGGAGCAGCAGCAGAAAGUUGCACCGGAUGCAACUGGAGAGCUCACACUCUUGUUGAACUCGUUACAGUUUGCCUUCAAGUUUAUCGCAAGUACAAUCAGAAAGGCUGAGUUGAUUCACCUUAAGGGGUUGUAUGGUGAGACCAAUUCAUCUGGUGACAGCCAAAAGAAGUUGGAUGUGAUAGGAGAUGAGAUCUUUAUUAAUGCUAUGCGGGCUUCUGAUAAAGUGAAGGUCCUUGUGAGUGAAGAGCAAGAGGAUUUGCUUAUUUUCGAACAGAAUCAUGGAAAUUAUGCAGUUUGCUGUGACCCGAUCGAUGGAUCUUCAAACUUGGAUGCUGGUGUCUCUGUUGGUACCAUUUUCUCCAUUUUCAAGCUGCUCCCUGGUUCUAAGGGCUCCAUUAAGGAUGUUCUUCGUUGUGGAAACGACCUUGUGGCCGCUGGAUAUACAAUGUAUGGUGCUUCGGCCCAUUUGGUGCUAACAACUGGUUAUGGAGUGAACGGUUUCACUCUUGAUACCCAGUUGGGUGAAUUUAUUCUCACAGAGCCGGACUUAAAACUCCCAGAAUACGGCCAUAUAUAUGCAAUUAACGAGGGCUACUUUGCUUACUGGCCAAAAAAAGUUCAAGACUACAUUUUGUCCCUUAAGCAACCUCAACCUGAGGAUAACAAGCCAUACAAACUGAGAUACAUAGGUGCAAUGGUUGCCGAUAUUCAUCGUACGUUGCUUUACGGUGGUCUCUUCGGCUAUCCUGCGGAUUCACACGCAAAAUCUGGUAAGUUGCGGAUUCUAUAUGAAUGUUUCCCGAUGGCUUGGUUAAUGGAGCAAGCGGGAGGAAUGGCUGUUGAUGAAGAUGGAAACAGAAUUCUCGAUAAGACCCCAAAGAGAAUUCAUGAGAGAUCUGGUAUCUGGUUGGGAAGUAGGGGAGAGAUCGAGAAGAUCCUUAAGUAUAUUAAGCAGUGA